Prunus armeniaca (apricot) is the source of this 1950-nucleotide messenger RNA. NCBI's taxonomy places the organism in Eukaryota, Viridiplantae, Streptophyta, Magnoliopsida, Rosales, Rosaceae. The record is from the annotation of a GenBank genome assembly.
AUGCAUCAGUUGUCUGCUAUCCAUAUUCCAACCAAGGUCUCUGAAGCAUUAAAAGAUCCUAAGUGGGUUCAAGCUAUAAAAGAGGAGAUGAAAGCUCUUGAGAAAAAUCAGACUUGGACAUUGGAGACUAUACCACAAGGAAAAAAGACUAUCGGAUGUAGAUGGGUGUUUACUAUAAAACACAAUGCAGAUGGAUCUAUCGAGCAAUACAAGGCAAGACUUGUGGCAAAAGGGUACACACAGACCUAUGGUAUAGACUAUGAAGAAACCUUUGCUCCAGUUGCAAAGUUAAACACCGUCAGAGUCUUAUUGUCCUUUGCAGCUAAUUUGGAUUGGCCACUACACCAGUUUGAUGUAAAGAAUGCUUUUCUACAUGGCGAACUUACGAAGGAGGUGUAUAUGGACAUUCCUCCUGGUUAUAAUACUACUCAGACUGGAAUAGUUUAUAGGUUACGAAAAGCAUUGUAUGGGUUGAAACAGUCACCACGUGCAUGGUUUGGACGGUUCACCAUGGCAAUGAAGAACAAUGGUUUCAAACAAUGCAACUCCGAUCAUACUCUGUUCUUGAAACAUCGAAAAGGGAAGGAAAUAUCACAGCUACAAAACUAUCUGGCUACAGAGUUUGAGAUGAAGGAUCUAGGUGGACUCAUGUAUUUCUUGGGAAUUGAGGUGGCUCGAUCGCAGCAAGGCAUAUUUCUCUCUCAAAGGAAAUAUGUCUUGGACUUGUUGACAGACACAGGAAUGCUAGAUUGCAAACCUGCGGACACUCCUAUUGUUCAGAAUAAUCAUCUUGGAGAAUAUCCGAAUCAAGUUCCAACUAACAAAGAAAGAUACCAAAGGUUAGUGGGAAGAUUGAUCUAUUUGUCACAUACUCGACCAGACAUUGCUUAUGCAGUGAGUGUUGUCAGUCAAUUUAUGCACUCUCCAAGUGAAGACCACAUGAAUGCAGUUCUUCGGAUACUUAGGUAUUUGAAGUCUGCACCUGGAAAAGGACUUAUGUUCUCAAAGCAUGGUCAUCUAAAUAUUGAUGGUUAUUCAAAUGCAGAUUGGGCAGAAGCCGAGUUCAGAGGCAUGACUAAAGGGAUUUGUGAACUUCUUUGGUUAAGAAAGUUGCUUACUGAACUUGGGUAUAAACCUACAUCUACAAUGAAUCUCUUUUGUGACAACAAGGCUGCUAUAUCCAUUGCACAGAAUCCGGUUCAGCAUGAUCGUACUAAACAUGUUGAGGUGGAUCGACACUUCAUCAAACAGAAGCUUGAGGCUAAAGUGUUUCAGUUUCCUUUUGUGAAAUCUGAGGAUCAAUUGGCGGAUAUUUUGACAAAGGAGAUUUCCAAUAAAGCAUUCCACAAUUCACUGGAUCAGUUGGGCAUUGGCGACAUCUAUGCACCAACAUGUGGUGUGCCGGAUGUUGUCAAUGGCACACGAAAGGGCAGCAAGAAACACAACCAUAAGCACAAGUCUAUCCAUGGGGUUGCUCAUUAUGAGCUCUUCUUCCCUGGACCGCGAAGAUGGUCCAAAACCCAUCUGACGUAUCGCUUUAGUUCAAGUGUGAACCAAGUCCCUGGCACACAGAAUGUAAGGUCUAUAUGUGCACAAGCAUUUCAGAGAUGGGCACAAGUGACCAGUUUUACAUUUGAGGAAGUCCCUGCGACUACAGCAGCUGAUAUUACCAUUGGAUUUCACAGGGGCAACCAUGGAGAUGGUUCCGCAUUCAAUGGCCCCAGAGGGACUUUCGCGCACGCUAAUCCACCUAGAGGUGGGAAUUUCCAUUAUGAUGCAGAUGAGAGAUGGAGUAGCAAUCCAGGACCAAAUGAGGUAGACUUGGAAUCUGUCGCCGUGCACGAAAUAGGCCAUCUGCUGGGGCUUAAUCACAAUCCUGACCUCCCGGCUGCAAUCAUGUAUCCCUACUUCGAUUAUGGGAUUAUAAAACGGGAUCUGCAUAGACAUUGA